Molecule: messenger RNA, 6749 nt
Organism: Oryzias latipes (Japanese medaka)
Lineage: Eukaryota; Metazoa; Chordata; Actinopteri; Beloniformes; Adrianichthyidae
Product: serine/threonine-protein kinase LMTK1
Biological process (GO): peptidyl-tyrosine autophosphorylation; brain development
Molecular function (GO): ATP binding; protein tyrosine kinase activity
Source: RefSeq, a predicted model, not a curated record
GUUUUAUUUUGAAAGAGGCACGCGGAAGUCCCUGCGCGCAGUGGAAAUGUCGCUCAGGCUCCGUACUGAGGAGGUAACCCGAAUACGCAGCGUCUGCUUCAAUCCAGCAGCUGAUCUGCUGAUGCUUCACAUGUGAGAUGUGGAUCAGGGCGGAGAGGAAAAGAAAGAAGGCGUGUUCGGAUAACGUUUGGAGCAGAUUAAUGACAUCCAAAUUACGCACAAAAUAAAUUACAGACAGCUCGACCGUGCGCUGAAUCAGCGGGGAGGAUUCAGUAAAAAUUCGGGAUUCCAAACUCAGAUGAGUUUAAAUGGCAGCGGCCGUCCCCGUCUUCAUUCAAAUCUGAGGGCGAAGGUGAAGGUGAAGAAGGAGGGGAUUUUUGAUGGCGAUAUGAAAAUGCUGCGCACCAACGCUUCCAUCUGAACAGCGAGCGCACCUGAGUCAGGAAUCCAUUCUUGACCCUGUCGUCCACCCUUUUCCCGCUUGGAGUUGACACCUUCUGCAGCGCAACGAGGAGGAUGGUCUUUGCCCUUCAUGUGGCUGUCAUGUCUUCAGCGUUUUUCAAUCCCAGCUUUGCCUUCAGUUCCCACUUUGACACAGACGGGGCUCCCCUGAGCGAGCUGUCUUGGCCUUCCUCUAUAGCAGUCGUUGCCGUCUCCUUCUCUGGCCUCUUCACCUUCGUCUUCCUCAUGUUGGCUUGCCUCUGCUGUAAGAAGGGAGACAUCGGCUUCAAGGAAUUCGACAACACCGAGGGAGAUGGGUACCAUGCAGACCUGUCUGCACUGGCCUCGCCGUCCUCCCAGAAUGGCCCUGAGGUUUACAUCCUUCCCCUCACCGAGGUUUCUCUGCCCGUCUCCAAACAGCCUGGCAGAUCCAUCCAGCUGCUGAAAUCAUCAGACCUCAGUCGUCACAGUCUGCUGUAUCUAAAGGAGAUUGGACAUGGGUGGUUCGGAAGGGUUCUGCUGGGUGAAGUCAGUGCGGGCCUUAACUCCGUCCAGGUAGUGGUGAAAGAGCUGAAGGCCAGCUCCAGUGUCCAGGACCAAAUGCAAUUUCUUGAGGAGAACCAGCCAUACCAAACUCUCCAGCAUCCUGCCCUCCUCCAAUGCCUUUCCCAGUGUUUAGAAGUCACUCCUUAUCUGCUGGUCAUGGAGUUUUGCCCUCUGGGUGAUCUGAAAACAUACCUCCGCAGCUGCCAGGCUGCCGAUUCUGAAACUCCCGACACUUUGAUCCUUCAGAAGAUGGCGUGUGACAUUGCUUCAGGGCUUCUGCAUCUCCACAAGUACAACUUUAUCCACAGUGACCUGGCCCUGCGAAACUGCCUGCUCACCUCAGAAAUGUCAGUGAAGAUUGGAGACUACGGGCUUUCUCACAGCCAAUUCAAGGAUGACUAUUAUAUAACACAAGACCAGAUAUGGGUGCCACUGCGCUGGAUCGCACCAGAGCUCAUAGAUGAGGUUCAUGGAAACCUGCUGGUUGUGGAUCAAACCAAAAGUAGUAAUAUAUGGUCAUUAGGGGUGACUUUGUGGGAGCUGUUUGAGCUUGGAAGCCAGCCGUACAGACAGUAUUCUGACAGACAGGUGUUGACUUACGCCGUGAAGGAGCAGCAGCUUAAACUACCUAAACCUCAGCUUGAGCUCCCGCUAUCUGACCGCUGGUAUGAGGUUAUGCAGUUCUGCUGGCUGCAGCCAGAGCUCAGACCCAGCAGCAAAGAGGUGCAUCUUCUGGUGACGUACUUGUGCGCCAAAGGCUCCAGCGAAGCCGAGGAAGACUUUGAGCUACGCUGGAACGCUUUGAAACCCAACUUGCUGUGCAGCCCCGCCCACACAGCUGCAUCCACAACUCCAGUCCUCACCCCCAAACCUGCAUCUGCUGGGGUUUCCAUUGCAGAGCAAACUCAAGCAGUGGAGCUGGCCUCCUCUGCCUCGUCGUCCUUUCCCCUCCUGGAGGGCUUCUCCGACAGCUUUCCGUCCGACACAGGUGAUGAUCUGCUGACUGUCACAGAAACAAGCCAUGGUCUAAACUUUGAGUACAAGUGGGAGCAGGCCCACAGCGAACAGCCUUACUGCUCCUCAUACACCAGUGGACCACUGGGCCAGGGGAACCCACACUACCAGGACAUUUACUACUCAAGCAGGAGGCACCCCUUAGAAGGCUGCGGGACUGAAACCCUGACCUCAAGCAUUUCCCCUUCAUAUUAUAAACCGGAGCACAUGGCUGUUGUUCCAGUGUUGAGUGCUCAUAGCCCCUCAGUAAGCAGCGAGUACUACAUUCGCAUAGAGGAGCCUGUGCAGUGCAAUAUAAAACUAGAUGACAGUAAAGCAGAAAAUAGCCCCGGACCCAAAGCCAUCAACUGCAGGUUAUCGUCCGAGAAUCCAUCAAUGCCAAAAUCUUACUGGUCCACUGCUGAAAACAGAGAAUCCAAUGCUUAUGAUUUGGAUCUAAGCCCCACUAUGCAGCCAACUCUGCAGCCACAGCUUAAACACCCAUCUAGCACCAGUCCUAUAAGCUUAAGCCUGUCUGAUACUUGUCUCUCACCCAGAUGCAGUGAAACCACCUACUCUGGGUAUACAGUGAACAAAACACACUGCCAGUCCUCUCUUGAAGUACUGCACGACUCACGUUCAAACUUCGACCAAUCAGAAGGUCGAUUGGAAAACCCUCGAAGUCUAUCUCAAGCGGUUAGCAGCCCCAGCUUAGGCUUCUGCGAUCCGUACCUUGAAAGGAGCUCAGUUUUUGGCUCAGCUAAUGAAACAAGUGUUGAUAUGACUCUCAGAAAGACCCUGCCUGUUGUUCCCCACCUUGACGUAGAUGUAGAAAUGGGCGACGGGCUGCUGUUGGGUCGUCGGCGAAGUGGAGAGACAGAGGAUGACUUAUACUCCGAAGCGGAGGCCACUAACUGGAUCUCAAACCACUCCGCAAACAAUAACAGCCUGAGCUUUGACAGCCAGCAGGCCGGCAGUGGGUAUGACAGCUACUUGAACUUUCAACCAAACUCAACAGAACUAUGGUCUCUGACCAAGGCCACCACAAAAACCUUCCACAGCUCUAAGCCCCUUUCUCCAAUGGAGAACACAGGAGGAGAGUCUUGUAAACCAGCUGGAAUAGGCCCAUAUAUUCACUUAUGUCACAAAGAGGAGGAAGGAACUCAAUUGGAAAGGUGUUUAAAUGUAGAUCGCUUGCAAAGUGAUAAUUCUCUCAGCAGCUCCAGCAUAAAUUCCAGGGCUGCAGAGCAACUGGAGGGGGAAUAUAAAAAGCAAUCACUGCUUGAUAAAGACAUGAUGUAUCGUGAGAUGAGACCUGCGGAAACCUUUCUAAAGACUCCGUGCUCGAUGAUGGAACAUCCCAGCGGUAAAGCAGAGGUCUUGUCAAACAGGAGGGGUUACUUUUGGAAGGGGGUUCCAGCAAGGCUGUCUGUGGAUCUGGAUGACAUGAGACUCGAUUAUCCGGAAUUAUCAGACGGCAGCAGAGUUUUAGGGGUCAGAAACUCCAGCAGUUGCAUGGUUGAGCUUGGGGAUUGCAGUGGAGAUGAGAACGACCUCGCUGACAUUACAUCAGGGAUCUUUGCAGACUUUAACCUCGACUAUGCCGAAAUAGAAGAGGAGGAGGAGCUGACCCCAAAGAAGAAUCCAGAGAGAAGUCCUGAUUCAAUGGACACCAUUAAUCCUCUGUCAUCCAUGGGAAGCUCUUACGACCAGACGUUCAGCCCUGAUCCGUUUGGUAACCCCAUCUUUCCCAAAUCUCUGGACAGCGGCUAUGACACAGAAAACAACGAGUCGCCAGAGUUUUUCUUUAAAGAGCUCGGGGACCCCAUAGGAGGUGAGAUGAGCCCCAUUCUGGGCGGAGAUCCUGCAGUCAUGCAGCAGGUGGGUUUAGGACAAUUUGUCUGCACAUCUAUAAAUUUCUCACAGAUGCAUGUGAAAGGCAUGGCUGGCAAAAACCCAUGCAGGGACUCAGCUUAUUUUUCUGAUUAUGAUACGGAGUGUGAGAAGAGUCCUCACGAGGAAGGCAGCAAGCCGUUUGCAGGCUCAAGAAAGCACUCCUGCCCUGCUGAAAGCUUUUCAGGAGACCAUUCUGCUGAAAAGCAUGUCAGUGAGAAAAAUGUAAUAAAUCUGAGGGCCAUCAAAAGUUGUGUUAUAGUGAAUCUCUCAGAGACUGACUGUCCUUCACCCCACUCUUUUCCCGACCCUGGGUUGUCCAUGCUGUCACCAUUUCCUCCACAGAUGGGUGGGUGUCUGACCAAAGAGUCUGCACCUGCAGAUGAUGAUCUUGGCUUGGAGACCGAGCAUUCAGGGGACGAGCCAGCCUCAGAGCUCAGUUCCUGCGUUGGCUCAGAAAAUUCUUCAACUGUCCAGAACUCCUCAGCAAACCACGAUGAUUGGAGCAGGAGAGGAGAGAACUGCUCAGCUGUGCAGUCAUCUGGAUGCACGAUAAAUGAUUGCAGAAAGGAGCCCCAUGAAGAUGGUAAAACUGGUGACAGAUCCACAGAGGAGGAGGAGUUGUCUGAUUACAAUCAUGCCAGUGAAGAGGCUGAGGACACAAGGGAGUGUGUGAGAAUAAACGAGGAAGACUUUGAGGACAUAGAUGCAGAGGAAUGUGACAGCCUGUAUGAAGAAAACAACAGUCCCCAUGACCUCUCCACUUCUUCGUCCCUGUUGGAGCUCUGCGGAGAAGAUGUAAGAGCUCCUCUGGAAGUGGGGGAAGACGAAGAAGACAGUGAUGACAGCGAGUCUGAUGAAGAGCUGAGGACAUACAAUAUCCAAAAUGAAGACAGCGAGGAGAGUGAAGAGGAUAUUAGCACAGUACCAGUGGUGGUAAGUGACUGCAGCCGGGCGAGACACCUGCGCAGCCUCCUGAAGAUGCCCACUCUACUCACACAGUCCUUCUGUGAUGAGUUGGAGAGGAAGAAGAAAGCCGUGUCCUUUUUUGAUGAUGUGACCGUAUACCUUUUUGACCAGGAGAGUCCCACUGGAGAGCUGGCUGACUUUCCCCUUUCCUCAGACGCAGAGGAAGGUCAACAGGAAUCUUCAGAGUCUGAGCUUGAUACACAACUCUGCGAUUCUUUCUGUGCUUAUAAAGAAAUAAGUUUAAAAAUCUCAGAUGAAGGUGGGAGCUGCAAAUGGGAAAAUGAGGAGUUCUUUGGGAGCAGUCCAUCUUCACCCCAUAGUGACCCUGAACCCGCCCCUCCAGCCUCAUCGAUCACCAGCAGCCCAGAGGCUCCUAAACCUGCUGCUGCGACACUUAACCGCUUCAUGGUGUCUCGAUUCUCCAUCACUCACGUGUUCGACCAGCACACGGGCUCAGCAGCAGGAAACAGUCGAGAUGAGAAGAAAAACUAAGUGUCCUGUAAUGCUGGUCAGAUGCCUGGUCUGCUUCACCUGACAAAAGCAGCGUUAAUACCUUUAGAUGUUUUCCACAUAUUUUGUACAGGGUCAUGUGCACGGAACAAACCCCACCAUCAAUGGUUAAAAUGAGCCAGAAAACCACAGGACAAGUCAACCACGUAAAUCUACUCUUACUUUAGAACUACUGACACAUUACAGUGUUUGAGCUUUGCUGGAAUGAUCAGAGGACUCUCCAGCCGAGUUUGGAAGUAUCACACCACUGUGGAACCCCGGGUAGAUGUUUUAUUUUUCUGUAAUAUUUAGAGCAUCUAUUUCAGAGUCCUUUUUUUAUGAGACAGUGCCUCAUAUUGUAGUGAAAUAAUUUGCACACACUUGUUUUUGUUUUACAAAGGCAAGCAUUAGCUGCUGGUAACCCAGAAAUAAAAACCCCAUUAAGUCGAAUCGUAAACAUCCGUGAUGAUGUAUGCAUACUGUAAGACAUUAUUUGCUCAGUACAAUAUAUUUCUUUGGGCGGCCUUAUUUUUCUUUUCUAAUAUGCAAUCUCUAUAUAAAAAAAUCUAACAUGAAAAGUUGAAGAAUGUGAAACGACAGGCUUCGUUUUCUUGCUUUUUCUGACUUGCCAGAAGAAGAAAGCAGUGGUUGAUAAUUACCGGUAGUAAGGUAAGAGGUUGUGGCUGAUGCCGACACAAAAAAGGGACCACCCGGCAGUCUGGGCUGAUGCUGGUCACAGCUGGAACUCAUAAUCCAAGUCAUUUACAGUACAGGUUUUUGUUGGGGGACUCAAUGUGCCAUAUAUGGGGAAAAUCCAAAAGUUGCCACCACUCAAAGACUUCCCCCCCUAAAGCCCUUUUUCCAGCCUCAUCUUUAUCUUUAUAAAGUGGCUAUGUAAGUUUGCCCACAUUUGUCCCGUUAAGUAAAUAUUACUUUUGUUCAGACAUAUUUGCUGAAGAAAUAACUUUUGUCAAUCGACAGAUGUUGGAAGAUGUCUUUCUACAAAAUAUUAUACUUCACCACAGUUUUGAACACAUAGAUCCGACAUAUACAGAACAAAAACAUCACUGCUGUGAAGCUUGAUUUUCAUCACUAGUGCAAUGGCUACACCCCCACUCCCCCUUUUAUCCCCUGUAUUGCUAAGUGCCAACGCCUUUCCCAUUCACCUUUGCCUCUUAAGUUGUGCAAGCUGAGGAAACACAGUCAGUAUUUUUGUAUGCAUGUCAAAAUGAUAUGGCCAACUCUCAUAUGAGCCAUUGGAUUAAAAAAGUUCGAGUUCAAGACGCUUUUGGACAGAUCAGGUGGGCGGAUCUUUGCACAAGAUGCAUAGUUGCUGUUUUUAUUUGUGUCACUCAUGGCUCCUGUUGCAUCAAUCUCCUAAAAUAAAAAUAAAUGAUAUACAUAAAUGCAUCUUUAUA